Messenger RNA from Hippopotamus amphibius kiboko, 472 nucleotides. RefSeq names its product cytochrome b-c1 complex subunit 8. The record is from RefSeq and is a predicted model, not a curated record. Gene Ontology annotation, biological process: mitochondrial electron transport, ubiquinol to cytochrome c. NCBI's taxonomy places the organism in Eukaryota, Metazoa, Chordata, Mammalia, Artiodactyla, Hippopotamidae. The transcript has 3 exons. Bases 121 to 369 code for a protein of 82 amino acids.
GGGAACUGGUCCUCCCGGAAGUGACCUCACUGCCUCCUAGCGCGGAGCCCUAUCCUACCGGAAGUAGCGGGCGGAGGCCCGUGGAUUACGCGCUGCGGAGGGCGAGGCGCCGCCGCAACCAUGGGCCGCGCGUUUGGGAAUCUGAUGAGGGUGCGGCAUGUGAUCACCUACAGCUUGUCGCCGUUCGAGCAGCGCGCCUUUCCGCACUACUUCAGCAAGGGCAUCCCCAACAUGCUGCGCCGCACUCGGGCGUGCAUCCUUCGCGUCGCGCCGCCAUUUGUAGUGUUUUAUCUUGUCUACACAUGGGGAACACAAGAGUUUGAGAAAUCCAAGAGGAAGAAUCCAGCUGCCUAUGAAAAUGACAAAUGAGCAACUCAUCUGGAUAAUGGUUCCUUGUCUCUGAAAGACCCUUCUCUGGGAGAGAUGUCUACAUUGUAGUGUCUUGAAGACACAAUAAACUUAUUAUAGGCUG